AUGAGCGACGAAUCAUCGAAUGAGUCUGAGCACUCUGAGGCUUUAUCAGACUACGGGCCAGACAACUGCGAAUCACUACAACUUCCAACAGCAAAUUCGAAGCCGAAGCAGGUCCAGAACAAGCGAUAUGUUCAACAGUUUAGAGACAAGUGGUUGCAAGAUCCAAACUUCAAAGAUUGGUUAGUUCGCCCUUCUCCUGGAAAGUCAAGUGCCACAUGUAGAGCAUGCCAAAAACCAGUUUCGUGCUUGAAAUCGUCUCUUCUUAGACAUUCCAAAACCGAAAUUCACAAGAAGGCAAUGAAAUCUCGACAGCCUGUCCAACAACAGGGAAAUCUUGUCCAAUGUUUUCGACGGCAAGAGGAGAACAGCUUGUUUAAGGAAACAUUCGAAGUCCGAGUAUGUGCUUUUCUUGCAGAGCACAACCUUCCGUUAAGUCUCAUUGGUCCGUUGGUAAGUUUGUUUAAGUCCACGGCACCUGUUAAUAGCAAAGAGGUCGAAGUAUUGAAGGGCAUUCACUUGUCAACAACCCGAUGUACCAAUAUUUUGCGACAAGGACUUGGACUGUAUUUUUCGAAGGAACUUGUGCAGAUACUACGCGACACCUACUUCAGCAUAAUCCCUGAUGAAACUACAGACGUUUCCACGGAAAAACAGUUGGGAAUAUGUGUCGUUUACUUUGAUGAACUAACUGUGCAGCCAGUGACACGGUUUUUCGACAUGGUGGAAGUAGAAACAGCGACUGCAGUCGGCCUUUACAACGCAAUCAAAAGUUCGUUUGAAGAAAAGAAGAUUCCUAUCAAGAAUAUUAUUGGAUAUUCAUCGGACACGACGAAUGUAAUGUUCGGUGAGCACCAAAGUGUUGUCUCGCUGCUGAAGAAAGAUGCCCCUUAUGUUUUGGCUGUGAAAUGUAGUUGCCACAUGAUUCACCUUUGCGCAUCUUAUGCUUGUCUUAAAAUGUCAACGACGCUGGAAGAUCUGUGUAGGAAUAUUUAUUCUUACUUCAACAGAUCGAGUCUGAGACAGCACGAAUUCCACGAGUUUCAAGAAUUUGUUGAAACUAAGCCACACAAGCUUCUGGGAAUUGGUCAAACAAGAUGGUUAUCUUUGGAAUCGUGCGUUAGAAGGGUCCUCGAACAGUGGGAUGCUCUCCGCCUUUAUUUUACAUCCGUGGUAAAUGAGAAGAAAGAUCCUUCAUAUACGACCGAGUCUAUACUUAAAGGUCUUUCAAACAAGUAUCUGAAAGCGCAGUUAGAGUUCCUAAGUUUCCAAUUGCACCGCCUAAACGACUUCAACACAUUAUUCCAAUCAUCCGAUCCUGUCCUUCAUCAUGUUCGCGACGAAGUACAUAAGCUGCUGAAAUGCAUCCUGUCAGAUUUCAUGAAAAUUGAUGUUGUCAAGAGCUGUGAUCCAUUCACUGUGCCUCUCGAUGACCCAAUCAACAAUGUUCAUGUUGACCAAGUCUACGUUGGAAUACUUGCAACAACGACGUUGCAUGAAUGCCAUGAAAUCGAUCAAGAUCCCCGAGCUGUUAAAAGUGUAAAGAUGACAUGUCUGGAAUUCAUGAUGGAAGCAGUAAAGCAAAUUAGAUCGCGUUUUGACCUCAGUGAUUCAGCUUAUAAACUUGUUGAGUUUGUUCUUCCUGAGAAUGCUGUGAAGUGCUGCCCUCCAUCUCUCCAGGAGCUUUUCGUUAAAUUUCCAUAUUUAACUGGUGUCGCAGAUAAAAUGCUAGUUGAUGCAGAAUGGCGAAAACAGGCGCUGGAAGAAUCUUCAGAGAUAAAUAAAGAUGAAUCAUCAUUGCAAUUUUGGCAGAAUCGUUUAAGUACGCGCACGUUCGAUGGGAAAUUGAAGUACGCUAAUUUAAUGAAAGUCAUUGGUUGCAUCAUGUCCAUACCUUCGUCAAAUGCUGCAGUAGAAAGGCUAUUUAGUCUUUUAAAGCUGGUCAAAACUGACACAAGAAACUCUUUAAAGAGAGAAAGUCUUGUCGGACUUCUUCAUACCAAAGAAGGCCUCAGAGCGGAGUCUUGUCGUGCUCAUGAUUUGAAGACAAAUCCCGAGCUUUUGACUCUUCUAAGGGCUGUCAAAAGCAAUGCGACGGAUAGCGUAGCCAACCAACGGAACAUGCUGCAAUUAUCAAGCCAGUAA
This is a messenger RNA of Paramuricea clavata, 2142 nucleotides long. NCBI's taxonomy places the organism in Eukaryota, Metazoa, Cnidaria, Anthozoa, Malacalcyonacea, Plexauridae. The record is from the annotation of a GenBank genome assembly.